Messenger RNA from Durusdinium trenchii, 1915 nucleotides. NCBI's taxonomy places the organism in Eukaryota, Dinophyceae, Suessiales, Symbiodiniaceae. The record is from the annotation of a GenBank genome assembly.
CUGCCUCCGAUGGUUCCACAGUCUACACCCUUGUUGCAAAGGUGAGGUUGCAGAGAUUUGUAUGCUGGAUGGGUGUGGAGCAGAGACCGCCGCAUGCUAGCGUUGGGUGCAUGUGCAAAUUCUUGGAAUGUGGAACGGUCCUGCCUGCUACAAUUACAAUACUUGAUGUAAGUUGGCUGAUGCCGUCCAUUUGCUUUUUUUUGACUUGGUUUACACUUUACCCUUUCAACCUCUAAUUAUACCACCCCGACUGGUCCAACUGAACAGUUUUGGUGAGCCAGUAGGAUCAAGGAUGUUUGCACUGUAGUAUCUUAGCUGGUGUGGUUUUGUUUCCAUCCACUUCUCAAUCGCAGCUUUUCCUCUUCUGGGGGCUCAUGGCGGCGCCAGUCGGGCCCAGCUACAGUCUUGCAUCGAUAGACUUGUCUCGCGCUUGGGUUGAUUUGGUCAAGAAGGACCACGUCGUGGCAACCACUCGGCUGAAGCCCGAUGCGGACAUCACCGUCCGCUAUGGAGUCCGCCUUUCUCAUCAGGGCGGCUCGAUAGUGUUUGAAGACUUCGUGGAGGAAGUUGAUCAGAGCGGUUCCACGGAAGUCGCAGAGUCAGAGCUGGUAAAGAAUAUCAAGGAGACCCUAUCACGCUGUCGAGAUGCUGAAGGUUCAUCUCUAAAGUUCAGAGUGAAAGGUCCUUUUGCUUGUCAAUUGCAGCUCGUCCGUACCAUGCGGCCUGCCCCUGCUUUUGGUCCCUCGGAGAGAUGUUCUUCCCGUCCCCCUCCCUAUGAUUCCAGCACAGACUCCUUUGUCACUGGACCUCUCCGUUUGGAAUUGCGACCCUUGCUGGGACGAGUGAAGCUUGCGGGGAUGACCAAUGAUUGGGAUAUUUAUCACAACAUGAGUCCUGCAGAUGUUCGAGGGCAUUUCCUGCUCCUUCCAUCCUUGUCUGAGAGGAGCAACUGGAGAAGUCAGGCCUUUGAGCGCUCAGAUUGCAGUGACAUGGUGCUGCUGUCCAGCUCGAUUGAACCACCUGGCUCUUUGGUUUUGGGUUUCAACAGCAUUGGCGCGGGAGCCAGUCAGAACCAUAUCCACUGCCAUGCCUCACCCCCGCCAGCAGGGGAUCAAGCUUUGACUGAAUCCUGGGUUUAUCCAGUAGCCCAAGCCAGUUCCAUUGCCUCGGUCAACUUCAAAGACUCGGUGACCCUCUCCUGGUUGGAGUAUCCGGUUUUUUCGCUUCGUCUUUCGCUGAAAGCAGGCUCCAGCGACGUGAUGUUACUGGGCCACGUGCUCCAUGCAGUCCUGGAGGUUCUGGCUGAGGCGCCCUACAACAUCGGCUUUCUCAACCAGCCUGCACCCAUGGCUCCGGCUUCUCCGGAGGUCUUCGUGUUUGCACGGGCACAAGAGCGUGCGACGACUGUGCCAUCUUUGAAGAUGGGAGUCAGUGAGAUGAUGGGCGUCUUCCAUGCACAGAGCCAUGAAGAAUUGGAUCGCUUCACUGCACCUGGCGGCGAGAACCCGAUGGCCGUAGCUUUGCGUGAAGUCUCCAUCGAGCAUCCUGAGACACUUUGGAGGUCCAUCAAGGACAAGCUGACGCUGGAGCUGACGCCUGAGUUCACUCUUCGGAGCUGAGAGAUUCACUCUUCCGAGCUGAGGGAGCGUUCGUUCGUGGCUGGACCAACUGGCUGGACCAACUGAAUUCAUGCCACACCUAAUCCUCGAUCAAUGAGAUGAGAUGUGGACGAGGCGGCUGGACCUUGCGUCGGCUGUUUGCUGCGCGGCCGAAGAUGCUGGGAAGGCUGUCAUUGGUGGUCCGCAUCGGCACAGCUAGCGUCUCAACGCUUUUGUUGUAAGCAACAUUGACAUCUCAUUUGCUAAACGGUGUUUGGGUUGAAGGCCUUUGCAUCAGAUAAUGUUUUAAGUUCCUC